Molecule: messenger RNA, 417 nt
Organism: Oppiella nova
Lineage: Eukaryota; Metazoa; Arthropoda; Arachnida; Sarcoptiformes; Oppiidae
Source: the annotation of a GenBank genome assembly
AUGGAAAAUUUAACCACACAAGUGGCGAUUAUUGGUUCAGGCCCAGCAGGGCUAUUGCUUGGGCAACUGUUGUUUAAAGCGGGUAUCUCCCACGUGAUCAUUGAGCAACGCAGUGCUGAAUAUGUAGCUGCACGUAUUCGAGCAGGAAUACUUGAACAAGUAUCGGUUGAUUUAUUGAAGCAAGCGGGUGUGGAUGAAAAUCUAAACAAGUUUGGCUUAGCGCAUGAUGGUAUUGAAAUUUUAACCAAUGGCUUAAAGCAUCGUGUGGAUUUAUCUGAGUUAACUCAGGGUAAGCAAGUUACGGUUUACGGACAAACGGAAGUCACAAAAGAUUUAAUGCAUGCACGUGAAGCGGCAGGCUGUGAUGGUUAUCAUGGAGUGUACUUGCAGAUGUUCCACCUGUUUCAGAUGAAUUGA